GGCAUUUAUGAUGAUGAUGUAUAAUUGUGAGCUGAUUUGAUGACGUGUGAUCGAAUCCCGAAUGGAGAGAAAGUGAAACUAGAGGACGAAACGAGGCGGGAUUUUGCGGCCAUUUCUAUUGUCAGAUUUGAGCUCUAUAUCUGUAUUAAUAUGUGUAUUAUGAUCAUACUGAAUAUGUCUGAAGGCUUCAGUUCUCGAGGACAAUCUUUAUGUGUCUGCAGAAUGCUGUUGUUGGUUGUUUUCAGUCUGAUUCUCGUGGAGGCUUCAGACUCAAAGCACGCAGUGGAGGUUCUCCCGGGUCAGAUUGUGGGUCGGGUGGGUUUGGCGGUCACUCUGCCCUGCUGGAUCUCUCCUCAGACGGACGCCGGGACUCUGGAGGUCCGCUGGUAUCGUCCCGAACGCUACGACACUCCUGUUCUCUUCUAUCAGAAAGGAAAGAUUCAGGAGGUUCAGGAGGAAGGGUACAGGAACCGCAGCUCUCUGAGCCGGCGCUCCGCUCUGUCUAACGGACUGAAGGACGGAGACGUGUCUCUGCGUUUGGACAAUCUCACAAUUCAGGACGGAGGCGUGUUUUACUGUUAUGUGAGUGGAGACUGGUACGACAGUCAACCUGUAACGCUCAACAUCAGCGCUUUAGGACGGACACCAGUCCUGUCUCCACAGCCCCUGAAUGACACACACGUGAACGUCAGCUGUAGAUCCAGCGGCUGGUUUCCGGAGCCGAGUGUCGUGUGGAUGUCAGCCAGAAGAAGGCUUCUCUCCGCUGGACGAGUUUGUCACAGUCGUGGAGCUGACGGGACGUUCUCUGUCCACGGCUGGAAAGCGGUCUCUCUCUCUGAUGCUUCACAGGUGUUCUGUCUUCUGUCACUCAGCAGUGGAGAGGAGAGAGAGGGAGCAGUGGACGUACGGGCCUUCAGACCUUCACCGUCAGGUCCGUGGAAGGCUCUUUUCAUCACUUUUGUGAUUUUUGUUCUUCUGGGUCUGUUUGGUUUCGUCUUAUUUAAACACAGAGACAGACUAACAGGUAAACAAACAACAAAGAACGAGAACGAUGAACUGAACAACAGAGAAAUGAAAGCAGAAAUCACAACACCGUCCACUGCUCAUGUUGAAAUUAUAGAGCAGCUGAGAAAACACUCAGUUGUGAUCACUCUCGACCAUGAGUCUGCACAUCCAGAUCUGAGGAUCUUAAAGGAUCAUAAUAAAGUGAGAGACUCUCCCAACUAUCAGCAGAGAGGAGAUGAAUUUCCAUAUGAACUGUGUGUCUGUGGAGCUGAAACAUUCACGUCUGGACGACAUUAUUGGGAGGUUGGGUUGGUUGAUAAUAAUGUAGAUCCUAAACAUUUCUGGCUAAUUGGCGUAGCAAUAAAAGGGAAUUAUCAGUCUGCAGAUAAAACUGGUUUGACUGCAUCAAAGGGCUUCUGGUGGUUGUGCUCAGACGGUCCAAAAGGCUUUUACACAAACACUGAACCACCAAUAACUCUCCCUCUUUCACCCAGACCUCAGUGUGUUGGUGUUCUGUUAGAUUAUGAUUUAGGUCAGCUGUCGUUUUAUGACGUCACUGAGAGUAAACAUCUACUGACCAUCAGCACUAGAUUCUCUGGACCAGUUGUUCCUCUCUUUAAUCCUGGUGUAGGUGAUACAAGUGCAUUAAAAAUUGUAGAUCCUCCAGAACCUCAAGAAUCACCUGAAGAGUCCACUCAGCCUUUACUGCAGAACUCACAAACUCGGUCUGAAAAACACAAUGUUUAACCUUAGUGGCCGUAUGGGUCUUUAAACAUUUGUGACCCUGGACAACAAAACCAGUUUUCUGGGUCAAUCUUUCGAAAUUGAGAUUUUUGCAUAAUCUGAAAGCUGAAUCAUUAAGAUUUCUAUGGAUGUGUGAGUUGUUAGGAUAAGACAAUAUCUGUCUGAGAUACAAUCGUUUAAACUCAGGAAUCUGAGAGUGCAGGAAAAACUAAAUAUUGAGUAAAUUGCGUGUAAAGUUGUUCAUCAGAGACUCUGAUGUCUUAAUAAGGGGCACCACUCAGACAAACAAAGUUUUGAUAUAUUUUAGGUAGCACAUUUUCAAAAUAUCUUCAUGGAACAUGAUCUUUACUUCAUAUCCUAAUUAUAUUUGGCAUGAAAGAAAAGUCGAUCAAUUUGACCCCCAAAAUGUAUUUUUGUCUUUUACUAAAAAUGUUCCUGUGCUACUUAACACUGGUUUAGUGAUCCAGGGUCACAUCUAAGUGUAAAACAUUCAGUAUCUGACGCUUCAGAGACACGCUGGGUUGUGUUUGACUGAUGCUGGAGAUUUCUGCUCAUAAUGUUGUCAAUAAUGUUCAGUGUCCUCUAAAAAGAGAGAGUCAUUUGCUUUAUAUGUCAACAUAUGAGGAGACGCUGGGAUUGAUCUGCUUUAGAAACUUAAAGAAGUAGUUCACCUUCAAAAUGAGAAUUUGUAGUUUCAGUUUUUGGUCACCAUCUCCUUUUGUGUUCGGCAGAAGAAAGAAAAUCACACAGGUUUAAAAUGACAACAGGGUGAGCUGAUGAUCACAGACUUCUCAUUUUGGAGGUGAACUUCUCCUUUAAAGACAGGAAACCUGAUGAAUCUUCUUAAGCGUUCUACUGAAGAAACAAUGUCACCUACAUCUCAGAUGUCCUCAUGAGGCUAAAUAAACCGCAUGAUCUAUAUAACGCGUCAUCAUAUAGUGAGACAGACGGAUAGAUCAAACACAACCUUCACCAGCAUCUGUCGAUCUGUCAUUAUAUUUAACAUGAAUCACAGAAAUGAAUGAGCAGUAUGUGCACAUCACACACAUGUUUAUAUUCACAUAGAAUUGACUUUUUUAAGUCUGUGCUGAUACACAGAACACUCAUAUAAAGGGUUAAGGAAAUAGAACUCAUGCAUUUAUUUCAUCAAGGUCCAUUAAAGUUCAUCAACAUGACGUUUGUUCAUCAUCUCUUUGGAUUGAACUCUGUAUAUUCUGAUAAAUGUAAGGUUUGAGUUAACCGUACUAAUGAUGACACCAAAAUGUGUCUUCAUAUCUUACCACAUGUACAAACUAAAUCUACAUUUUCACUUUGAAUGAACUUUCAUUUGUAUUUGUGCUCAGAUAAUCUGUGUGUAAACAAUGUUGUGUGUUGACCGUGUGUUAAACUCUUCUGUCUCUGUUUUUUUUUUUUUUAAGUGAAUUGUAAUACUGUUAUAUUGAUAUUAAACCUGAAACGUUUUCAA
Triplophysa dalaica is the source of this 3214-nucleotide messenger RNA. RefSeq names its product butyrophilin subfamily 1 member A1-like. The transcript is spliced from 9 exons. NCBI's taxonomy places the organism in Eukaryota, Metazoa, Chordata, Actinopteri, Cypriniformes, Nemacheilidae. Bases 40 to 1752 code for a protein of 570 amino acids. The record is from RefSeq and is a predicted model, not a curated record. Gene Ontology annotation, molecular function: protein binding.